Molecule: messenger RNA, 594 nt
Organism: Sphenostylis stenocarpa
Lineage: Eukaryota; Viridiplantae; Streptophyta; Magnoliopsida; Fabales; Fabaceae
Source: the annotation of a GenBank genome assembly
AUGUAUGGGCAUAUAGAGAAACUAGCAAAGAACGUCGAGGAAGGGGUUAACUCUGUAGAAGGUGUUGAGGCCAAACUAUGGCAGGCAUGUGUUUAUGUACCGGAAACACUGCCAACUGCGGACCUUGAUGAGUUGAGGGCACCACCAAAGAGCAAUGUACCAAUCAUUCAACCCAAUGACCUCUCUGAGGCUGAUGGUUUUAUCUUUGGCUUCCCAACAAGAUUUGGAAUGAUGCCUGCUCAGUUUAAGGCUUUUCUAGACUCUACUGAAAAUCUACGUAAAAGACAAGAGCUUGCAGGCAAACCUGCUGGAAUCAUCACCAGCACCAGCUCCCAAGGUGGUGGACAAGAGAUUACAGUGCUUACUGGUAUCACCCCGCUGGUUCAUCAUGGAAUGAUAUUUGUUCCAUUUGGAAUAGGAUUUACAUACAGCUAUGAGUUCCGGGAUAUGCAGGAAGUGAGAGGUGGAACUCCAUAUGGUGCAGCAACUUAUGCUAGAGGAGACGGGCCAAUAUUCUUGGAGUCGAUGCAUGCGAAAGAGCAUGGCUAUUACUUCGCCCACGUCACAAAGCAGCUCAAGGAAGCUUCUGAAUAA